This is a messenger RNA of Gavialis gangeticus (Gharial), 1320 nucleotides long. It is a transcript of the gene BAG2, whose product is annotated as BCL2 associated athanogene 2. Lineage: Eukaryota; Metazoa; Chordata; Crocodylia; Gavialidae. The record is from RefSeq and is a predicted model, not a curated record. Gene Ontology annotation, molecular function: adenyl-nucleotide exchange factor activity; protein-folding chaperone binding. The transcript is spliced from 3 exons. Bases 57 to 533 code for a protein of 158 amino acids. Gene Ontology annotation, biological process: protein stabilization.
AGCGCCUCGACCAGCUGGAGCUCAGGGUUGAAGCUUUUCGUGAUGCAGCAUCUGCUAUGGAACAAGAAAAGGAAAUCUUGCUAGAAAUGAUUCACAGUAUACAGAACAGCCAAGAUAUGAGAAACAUCAGUGAAGGUGAAAGAGAAGAACUUAAUCUGACUGCCAGUCGUCUGAUGGGCCGAACCCUGACUGUUGAGGUGUCUGUGGAAACUAUAAGAAAUCCACAGCAGCAGGAAUCCCUAUCACAUGCUACAAGGAUGAUUGAUGAAAUAGUCGAUAAACUUCUGAAUGAUUUGGAAGAUUCCAGAAGCCAUUUAAUGACGCUUUAUGGUGCAUGUACAUCUGAUAUACCAUCUGUACCUAUUGAUCAGAAAUUUCAGUCUGUUGUUAUUGGAUGUGCUAUUGAAGAUCAGAAGAAAAUCAAAAGGAGACUAGAGACUCUGCUUAGGCAUAUUGAAAACUCUGACAAGUCAAUCACAUUGUUAGAGCAUCCAAAAUCAACCCAACAGCCCUGUAACAAUAAACAGGAUUAAAACAACUCUAGCUCCCAUUUUGACAGAUAAAAAUUAAGUCUCUAUACAAAGCAUACAGAAAGCUAAAAACAUUUACUUUUAAAACACUAAACUAACAGUACUUUUGGGCACAAACAUUUAAUAGAUGUUGGUAACAGUGUCUUAGAUAACACCAAGAAAGAAGAUACUUUUCUUUUGAAAUGAAAAAUCCAAGAUCUAAGAAUUCUGUUGAGCUUGCGCCUGUAGCUUAAACAUCAUUGGUACUGCUACUGCAAACGGUGACACGCAUCUGCUAAACUAAAGCUAGUCAGAAUCAAGCCUUUUCUUUUUCUCCUAACUUCUUACAAACUUGAAUUUCUUUGUCAUGUAUUGAAAUUUAACCUAGCAAAAUUUGCUGUUGGUGAAUUCACUGUGCAUGAACCUGCUUUAUGGGGGAAAAACAAGUCACUGCAGUAAACCAGAAAAAAGGUUGAGCUGCAGCACAGCAUGCUUCUCUGUAAUGAGUAUAACAUAGUGCUAAUUAAAAGUUGAUGCAUCUUAUCAGUAGAUCAGGAUGCUUUAUAGAAAAGGCUAAGUAUCCUCCCCGAUUUACAGCUGGAGAAAAGAGCAGUGAAAUAACCCAUCUCACACAGUAGACAGAGGAUACAAGCAAGCUCUGUUCACUCUCAAUUCUACACCAAGUUCACUGGACCAUGUUGCCUCCUAGAGUGUCUUAUAACUAAUGUUAAUUGUGAAGUUUCUGUGGUUUGAUGUCAAAAUAACUUCUAAGAAGAAUGUGUGUUCUAUAAACUGAUUUUUGUGCAGCAAA